GUUCGUCGGUGACAGGCCAUCGUCCAUCUAGCCUUUGUCGGACAAAUUUCACACUACAUUUUGCACCUCGUGGAUUACCCAUUCGUAAAUCGACCGGCGUGCAGUAGUGAAAUAUUGAGGACAUUAACAUUGGUGAAUCUACAUCGACGCAUAAGAUACAAUGGGUCAGUCGUUGUCGGAACCGGAAACCUCCAAAGAAUCAGCCUUUUGUCAAAAUGAUUUCUACAAAGUCGGCUCCAGUUGUAUGCAGGGCUGGCGAAUGCACAUGGAAGACUCGCACACACACAUACUCUCGCUACCGGACGAUCCCGGGACGUCGUUUUUCGCCGUAUACGAUGGGCACGGAGGUGCGAAGGUUGCCGAGUACGCUGGGAAGCAUCUUCACAAGUACAUCACACGCAGGCCGGAAUACGGCAGAGACGUAAAGCAUGCGCUUCAGCAAGGAUUUCUAGAUCUGGACGAGGCCAUGCUAAACAACGAAGCCCUGCGUGAGCAAAUGUCCGGAUCAACCGCUGUGGCGGUGCUAAUCAAGGACAACCGGCUAUACUGUGCGAAUGCAGGAGAUUCGCGAGCGAUCGCCUGCGUUGACGGUCGACUGGAUGUUCUGUCGUUCGAUCACAAACCGACAAACGAAACGGAAAAGGAGCGCAUUUGCAGCGCCGGUGGCUACGUGGAGUACAACCGUGUGAACGGGUAUUUGGCGCUUUCGCGCGCGCUUGGAGAUUUUGGGCUGAAGCGCAACAAACACAAACUGCCCGAGGAGCAAAUGGUGACGGCGUUUCCGGACAUAGAGGAGCGCGAAAUAACGGAAGACUGGGAUUUUCUCGUCAUUGCCUGUGAUGGUAUAUGGGAUGUACUUUCCAGCCAGGCAGUGCUUGAUUUCGUGCAGGCGGAAAUCGCUCAAGGCAUCUACCCGCAGCAGAUAUGCGAAAAUAUUAUGGUUCACUGUCUCGCACCGGACUGCCAGAUGGGGGGUAUAGGCGGUGACAACAUGACAGUGAUCAUUGUGUGCUUUUUGCAUGGCCAGCCGUACGAGGAACUGAUCAAUCGAUGCAAGGAAGCGGUCGCAAAGCGACUGGCACAUCGCAAAAAGCGUAGCCAUUCGAACAGGUCACAGGACAAUGAUGUCGUUUCGAUGGCACCAGUUACUGCACCAGCAGACAAGACCGACAACGAUGCAAAUGGUCGUUUAGAGGACGAUUCGUCGGGAAGCGAGAGUGAACAUUCGGAAAAAGUGCAAACACCUGCGUCGGUCUCAAGUGGUUGCGAAGAAAAUGGCAAGGAUUCGGUAACUGCUAGUACUACCAAUGGGACACCAGAGAAAAAAUCUUCUUUGGAUGAAACUCCAGUCAAUAAAUCCGAAAAUGAGCCCUCGGAGCAUGAAAGCCGCAACGAUAGUCCCGAUGAUACGAGCGAAGAGCUUGAUUUAAAGUAAUAAGUGUCUCCGUGUAGUGUUCCAUUCUCAGGCCGUUAUACUAUCAGGUUAAUCACCAGGUCGAACUAGUCGCCGACCACGUGGUCAGAGUUAACUUUAAUUCUUUUAUGUUUUUAUUCGAUUACAGUUGUUCCUCUAGGUCUAUAGGUAGCUAUGACUCAAAAUAGUGUUACAGACGGUCCCAGUAACAGUUUUUAUUGUGUUUGUCAAUCAUGAGACUAUUCGUUUACUUUUUUGGUGGCUAGGAAAUUUGAUAGAGAUACUAAAAAGAGAACAAAUAAACAAACAAUAUUUUAAUUACGCUUACAGAAAUCAAACGGUAUGUUAUAUGCUAAAACAGCGGAGCGGAGAGUGUGCGUUCAAACGUAUCACUUGUGACAAAUCUAGGCAAGAUUAAGCAGAUCCUUUGGAGGAGAUAAUAAAGUUUGCGCGUAUGUUGUGCCGGAAAAUAGCAAAAGAUAGCUUAGGCAAAUCGGGUGGGUGCGCGUUUCCGUAAUCGUAACUCUGAUACGCUUUUAGUGAAACAUAUAAUAUGAACAAGAUAUUAUAAUCUUGCUACUCAUUGACCUGCCUUCUUUCCCAUACCCUAAAUCUUAUAAGGCCUGUACAGGAAGAAUUUCUACGGACGUAAGUGGUAAACAUUAUCAACAAACGUAAAGGUAAAACAUAUGAUACGCUAACAAUUUAGCCAUUUAUAUCUGCCUCCCGGAAAGCGGCUAUCGUUCCUGUAAAUAGGCAGACAGUUUUAUAUAAACAAUAUUUAAAGCAACUAUUUAGCGUCUAACAUCAGCGUUGUAAUCGUAAUAUAAUCCCGGUUCUGCCUUUCUAUCGACUGGAAUUACGUUAGAAACUCUCGUAAAAGUGCUUCCACGCAGUUCUUCUCCGCAAAACGUGAUGUACUUUUCGGAGAGAAUCGAUGACACACUGCAGUCGUCUGGUUGGCAUUGUAACGGAAUCCCUUUUGUCCAAUAAGGAUAGAGUCCGUCAUGAACCAAAGAAGACGAAACGAUGGAAAAAAGCCUAUAGUAGAAUAAAACCAGUUAACCGGAAGACCGGUCAGGAACGACUAAAGUAACCGUGUGUGUGUUAUUGCUGCUAAACAAACAAACAAAUGUCCUGCAAUUUACUAGACAUUGAACGGCUGACGUGAAGAACUGGUUCUGACAAAACCUUCGUUGUAAACUAUCUAUUCUCCAAGCAGGUACAAUAUACCUAUUUAUAUUUUGUACUAUAAAGCAAGGGUAGUAACAGCUUGUGGAGAUCUGAGAAAGGUUUCCGAAAUUGUGAGACUUAAUUUUGUAGAUUUUUCUUCAGUUUUAUUGCAAUCUGACGGAUGG
Anopheles nili is the source of this 2772-nucleotide messenger RNA. RefSeq names its product probable protein phosphatase 2C T23F11.1. The record is from RefSeq and is a predicted model, not a curated record. Gene Ontology annotation, molecular function: protein serine/threonine phosphatase activity; cation binding. NCBI's taxonomy places the organism in Eukaryota, Metazoa, Arthropoda, Insecta, Diptera, Culicidae. Bases 161 to 1435 code for a protein of 424 amino acids. Gene Ontology annotation, biological process: protein dephosphorylation. The transcript has 2 exons.